This is a messenger RNA of Coccinella septempunctata (seven-spotted ladybird), 2973 nucleotides long. RefSeq lists its product as uncharacterized. The transcript is spliced from 9 exons. NCBI's taxonomy places the organism in Eukaryota, Metazoa, Arthropoda, Insecta, Coleoptera, Coccinellidae. The record is from RefSeq and is a predicted model, not a curated record. Gene Ontology annotation, molecular function: protein binding. The coding region runs from base 383 to 2857 and encodes 824 amino acids.
GCGAAUCCCCCAUCGUAGAUCCUGCGUUAUUUCAGGUAACUUCAGCGCUUCAGUGGACUCCUGUCCAGCACGUAUUAACGACUGAAGCGAAAGUCGCGCUUUCGGUGACGCUUUAUAGCACGUGUGCCGUAAAUAACGCGUUCGGAUGUAAAUAAACAAAACGGCGGACAGGUACCUGAGGACACUCGACAAUUUUACCGUUUCUGGAAUAACGAAGCGAGAGUGAAAGUGAACGGAGUGUCAAGGCAUCAUUGGGAUUUCUAUUUUUUUUGGCAUUGGUUCUACAGUGUUGGAUGUAUUGGAGGAUUUAAGUUCGGAGAUCCAUCUAAGAAUAACGUACAAUAGUUGCUUCAUUGCCCAAAUAUCUUGGAAGGAUGUUGCCAUGAAUGACCAAGGUGAGCCAAGUCUCCAGUCUCGUUCCCAGUUGCCCCAAGGGGGCCGUCGUUCUGUCUGCUCGCGUCCCCCAUCUCAUCUCCACUCAGACUGUCCCACAGAACAGGAAGAAGGAUCGCCAACUAUUGGACAACGUUCUGUUUCGCUGAGUACUCUUCAACCUGGUGUGAUACAACCUAGGAUGGCUCAAUUGGAAACUUUAGAAGCAAAAAUGGCCAGUAUAGAAGUUUCCCUGUCCAGCACCCCUAGAAGAAAGAAGAAUGGAAGUAUAGGUGGAUUCAGCCUAGGGUCAUCCAUACGUUCCAUACCAAAAGAAAUAGCCACCAAAGAGCUGGAGAAUUUACGUAAUGCACUGAGAGACAAAGAAAACAUCAUACAAACUCUUAAGGGACAACUGACAAUACCGGGAAUAAGACUGUUAAAUAUCAAGAACGGUGGGUCGACAAAUUCGGUGGGAAGUAGAGAAUUGACAGAAGUGGAGAAAAAGCAAGCAGAAGAAAGGCUGAAUAGAUUGAGGACAGAUGUAGAUAAUAAGAGACUGGCAAUAAAAAACCUCAAAAUGGCUUUAGAAAGACUAGAUAUAACUGAUAACAUAGACGUACGAAUACAGCAAGCUGAACUUGAAUACCAACUCGGCCGAGAGGAACUAAACCUUCUCACCCUCUUGGAAGAGACAAGAACCCUUCAGUUAUGUUUGGAUGAAUCUAAUAAAAUGAAUAACACUUUGAAUACGCUCUUUAGUUGCGUGCAUGGAAAGGAGAAUAUUGUUCUGGUUGGUAUUGAAGUAGAAUUUGAUCCAAAAAGUCCAAAAUUUGGUGCUGGCGAAAAAGAGCAAGGGGGUCUCUGGAUAGAUUGGGCAUUAGAGGAAACCGGGCUGUGCAAAGAUGACAGGAUCAUCGAAGUGAACGGAAAAAUAGUCUUGACAAAAACGAGAGACGAUCUGGCUCGUCUUCUAGCAGCGGCUCCUGAUCCGGCACAGAUGGUAGUUCUUAGGAAAAUGGAGAACAACACCUCCUCGGCAAAAACGUCCAUCGAUUAUAAAAAAGAAGUAACUGCCUUGAGAACUGAGCUGGAUGCUGUCAAAGAGAGGGCUGAAGAAGCUCAAAAAGCCAAAGAUGGUCUUAGGUCUGAUAAUUUAAGGCUGACGCACAGGAUUUCCUACUUAGAAGAGCAGGUAUCAGAACUUCUGAGCAGGAAGAGUUCUGACUCUGACAUUAGGAUAGUCACUCAGAGCCCAAUUAUCUCAACAGUUAAGAGCAACCAGAACAUCACAAACAUCAACAUCUCCCACCAAUCAGGUCCCUCAUCACCAAGCGGUAGCAGCAGCUCUAAAGACAUACAGGUUUUCCAGAAAGGACCUCAAGUAACUGCCCUGGUAUCCAACAUCCCUGGUUUAGAAACCAACCGAGACAACCACACUUCCCUUCCAGUGAGAUCGAAGAGUAGUUUAUCCAACGUUUCGAAUUCACACCACUCAUCUUCAGGACAUCAAACGUCAGAGAAUCACAGCUGUCACAAAAGUCAUCGUCACAAACACAAAAGUAGAAAUGGGAUGAGUAGUUCCGGAAGUACCCAAACGUUGGACCAGGCAAACGACAAAAUCACCUACAGAAAGCAUUCGCAUCAUCACCACCAUUAUAGGGAGAAAGAUUACAGCUCUGAAACAAAUUCGGCUAUCGAACAAAUCUCAAGAUAUAACAAGAAAAACCUAGAAAACGGCCACAAACAAUCAGAGAGAGAGCCCACCCCGAACGCUAACAACAACAUCAUGGAUCAGAGUUACCACAAAGCCACCAAAAUUGUCCAAGAUCUGACCAGAAGGAGUGACGUUAGCUCGUAUGAGAAACACCGGCAAAAAUGUUUGAUGGCUUCCGAAAAGUACAAUGUUGAUAUUUUGAAACAUUACAAUUCCAGAAAAUCCACUUCCGUCUUGGAUUUCCGUAAUGAAAUACACAUUGGACCGAAAUUCAGUGAAUGUAAGAGCGCCGAUGAGUUGAAUGGAAACGAGAGCGACUGUAAUUACAGACAGAGAAUUCAUAAUUCGCAAAACAUGAAAUCAUUAGACUUCGACAGCGACUGCAACUCCACUAAAACCAAUGGGAAAUUAUCGUCGUGCAAUAAAUCUGUAGACUACACUUCCGAACCGUUAGACAACAACAAGAAAUCCAUGAGCUCUUAUGCAGAACAACAAAAACGUCCUAUGCCACCGAAAAAGCCUCUAAGACUGUCUCUGCACAAGGCGCAAAGUCUGCAAUCGGUGGAUACUGGCCCUAACGAUUCUUCGAGUCGGGAAUCCAGAAAAUCUGUUAAACGUACAUACAAAGGAGACAUGUCUUCCCAUAUGAGACUCAGCGAAAUCAAUGCCGAAUAUGGAGUACAUAAUAGCAAUUCGCUGAAGUGGAAUUUAGGGCAGAACCAGAGGAUUGUUGAAAAUGGGAUUGAAAUGACUGGUAGCUGGUGCUGAAAUUCCGCCUAUGUAAUGAAUGUUUAGUGUAUAGUAUUUAUGUACAAAUUAAUUGUAAGGAGUUUAAUUUAUGUUUAUAUCUACAGCAAAUAUAUUACGAGAACUUUAUACACCAA